This is a messenger RNA of Armigeres subalbatus, 1713 nucleotides long. RefSeq lists its product as uncharacterized. The transcript has 4 exons. Bases 1 to 1713 code for a protein of 570 amino acids. The record is from RefSeq and is a predicted model, not a curated record. Lineage: Eukaryota; Metazoa; Arthropoda; Insecta; Diptera; Culicidae.
AUGCAGUUGGCGGAUCCUACAUUCUUCGAGUCGAAUGGGGUGGAUAUCGUACUUGGCAUCGAGUACUUCUUCGACUUUUUCGAAACAGGCAAAAGGAUUUCCUUGGGGGAACAACUUCCAACCCUUAAUGAAUCCGUGUUUGGCUGGGUUAUCAGCGGUGGUAUUUCGGUACCAACUUCCUCUCUUCACAUAAGCUGUAAUGUCUCCGCGUUGGAUGGUUUGGAUACCUUAAUUGCUCGGUUUUGGUCCUGCGAGGAGGUAGAGUCAGGCACAGCUCAUUCGCCUGAGGAGAAGCGAUGUGAGGAGUGGUUCUCCAGUACUGUGCAGCGGAAUACGAAUAAUGGUCGGUAUACCGUUGCUCUACCAAUGAUGAAAGGCGCUGUGUCAAGGUUGGGUGAAUCGAGAAACAUAGCAUUUCGACGGCUGCAAGGAACCGAGAGAAGGUUGGCAAGGGACUCAUCCCUUCGAGAACAGUACGUCGGUUUUAUGGAAGAAUACCUCAAUCUCGGACAUAUGGAGAUGGUGGAUGAGGAUUCCCAAAUAUUAAUUCGAAGGUGCUGUUUACCGCAUCACCCUGUGGUGAAAGAAGUUUCAACCACAACCAAAGUUCACGUGGUUUUUGAUGCCUCCUGUAAAACGUCUUCAGGAGUGUCGCUAAAUGGUGUACUACUGGGGGGACCGAUAGUACAGGAAGAUCUCCGGUCCAUAAUGCUUCGAUGCCGGACCAAACAGAUCAUGCUGGUGUUAGAUGAGGAUAAAAUGUUCCGCCAAGUCAUCGUUCGUCCCGAAGACCGCCCUAUACAGUGCAUACUCUGGAGAAAAUCGCCAUCGGAAAGUGUCCCUCGUGCAACCAUGGAAGACACCUCCGUGGAUGACGUCAUCACGGGCGCGAACGAUGUUGGAACAGAAACGCAGAUGCAUAUUCAACUGAAUGCGAUGCUUUCAAGAGGAGGUUUUCAACUUCGUAAAUGGGCAUCCAACUGUCCAGCAGCCCUACUGGGAAUACCCGAGGAGAAUUUAGCGAUUCGCACUUCCGAUGGGAUCAACUUGGACCCAGAUCCAUCGGUAAAAACCUUGGGAUUGACUUGGAUUCCAUCUUCGGACAUUCUAAGGUUCCAGUUCACCAUUCCUCCGCUGGAUGGCGAUAAGGUUCUUACGAAACGCAGCGUGUUAUCUGAUGGGAUCAACCACUACCUCCAACGGUGGGUGAGGAGAAGGUUCCACGAGAAACUACAUCUUCUCAAUCAAGCCAAGGUCAAAAGAUGCGUUAUCAUCCCGGAAGCGGUUGCAGUUGAACUACAUUGUUUCUCUGAUGCCUCGGAGAAGGCUUACGGUGCUUGUCUGUAUGUCUGUAUGUUCGGAGCACUGAUGCAGACGGAAGGGUCAAGACUCGAACUUUGCGGAGCGGUAGUGGCUGCCCAGCUCUACGAAAAGGUCCGAACGUCUAUCAAAACAACAGUAAGCGGCUAUUUCUGGACGGAUUCCACAUGCGAUCUACGAUGGUUGCAGGCUUCCCCAACGACGUGGACCACGUUUGUCGUCAACCGUACGGCGAAAAUCCAAACAAUCACGGAAGGCUGUCGAUGGAUGCAUGUUCCCGAAACGCAAAACCCGGCAGACCUAAUAUCCCGAGGAAUACCACCUCAGGACAUCCUGGAAAACCAAUUUUGGUGGAGAGGUCCCACCUGGUUGGAGGAUAGCUCGGAUCAAUAG